GCUCAUGCAAAGGUCCAUCAACGACACUCAUCGCCGCAUGCACGCCCCCGACCCGCCCGCGCCGGAGGCUGCCACAGCCACCGCGCACCCGCCUGAGUCGCCGCCCAGCAGCAGCGCCUUGCCGCCCGCCGAGGAGGAUACUGCCGGCGGGUUUGAGAGGCUGCGGAUCCUCGUGGUCGAGGACGAGGACUUUGCGGCGCGGGUCGUGCAGGCGCUCUGCGAGAAGUGCUCCUACGAAGUCACGAUCGCACGCUCGGCCGAGGCCGCACUCGACUUCCUCGCCGCCGACGCCGCGCGGCCGGCGACAGAGCAGUUCAACCUGAUCCUGGUGGACAUCGUGAUGGCGCCGGGCCGGAUGUCGGGCAAGGAGCUGCUGCUCGCGCUGCGGGUCGAGCGGGUCGAGCGCUGCGUCGUGAUGAUGUCCGCCAUACACCAGCGCGCCAUGGUCGAGGAGUGCAUCCGGUCGGGCGCAGAGUCGUACCUCGUCAAGCCGAUCCGGCUCGAGGACGUGGCGCGGCUGUGGCAGGUUGUGAUGCGGCACCACUUCGCGGCGCUCUCGCGCCGGCAGGCGCGGCAGCAGGCGGAGAUGGAGCGGCUGCGCGCCGAGACGCUCGCUGAGCGCGAGAGGGUGCGGCGGGAGAGGCUCGAGCUGGAGCAAAAGGUGCUGCUCGCCGGGCAGCGCGAGCGGAUGCAGCAGCAGAUGAUGCGGAUGCUGCCCUCGCAGAUGCGGCAGUACUGGCAGCUCGCGCAGACAUGCAACGACCUCAUCCUCCACGCCUCGCGCCAGGGCGUGUUUCUCUACAUGUCGCAUAAGUGCAAGCGGCUGUUCGGCUACGCGCCGACCGAGCUCUCCUCCUCGCGCGACAAUCGGCGCCGGGCGAGGGAGGAGACCCCCCUCGUGGCCGAGGGCGAAAAGCUCCCCCUGCGGGUGCGCCCCAAGGACGGCGCGUUCGUGCCGCUCCGAUUCCCCAUGUACCCCGUCGCCGAGCCGGGCGAAGUCCGAUCCGUCAUCGGCGCGCUGCCGCGUCUGCACUCCCUGGCGGGCAAGAGCCGCCCGCGCGCGCCGCUCACCGACGAGUCCCAGUCGGAGGACGGAGAGGCGCCCGUCUCCCUCUCCUCGUCCCAGUCCGAGGCGUCCCUCUCCUCGAGCCACCCCGCCGAGUCGCCCUCGCCGCCGUCGCUUCCGGCGAGGAGCGAGUGGGCGGCCUCGCCCGCGCAGGGCGGGCCGCAGGCGGGGCCGGGGCAGGAGCAGAGGUCGGCGUCGCUCUCGCGGCUCCUCGCUGCAGCCUUCUCCACCAUCUCGGAGGAGCUCGGCGAGGAGGGGGCGGCGGCGGGCGGCGAGGGCGCCAACGGCGGGGAGGGCGUCAGCGGCGGGGAGGGGGCGGGCGGGGACGCGGGCGAAGGCGGCGGCAGCACGGCGGACGGCGGCGGCGAGGGCGGCGCGGAGGCGUUCGGCAAGGCGAAGCCGCCCUUCAGCCCGUCGCUGCCGAGGGGAGACGCGGCGCCGCGGCGAGCAGAGGAGGCGCCGCCCCAGGCUGGGCGCGUCCGUGACAGUGCGCCGCGUGUGGCGCCGGCGGCGCAGUUCCUCGACUUUGCGACGGUGGUGGACAGCGGUUCCGAGCCGUGGGCCGAGGGAGGGGACUUCCCUGCAGACCCAACCGAGGCGGCGCGGAUGGUAGCCGCGCGCGCGUUUGAGUCUGCCGAGGGGGCCGCCGCCGCCAUCGCCGCUGCCGCCUCCGCCGCCGCGGACGGCGGGGAGGGCGCUCGCGCCGCCGGCCGCGGCGGCGAAGGCGGCAGAGGCGAGGGCGGCGAGGGCGGCGAGGGCGGCGGUUUGGGGGCCGGCGCCGGCGGCGUCGCCGAGGGGGGGAGUGAGAGUGAGAGGCGGCUGGCGGCGCUGCGACAGGAGCUCGUGCUCAGCACCGAGGCGUCGCAUUUCACGCCGCUCGGCGCCGCCGUGUACCGCGUGCCAGCCGACCCGAGCGGCGUGCUCGCCGCGCUGCGGCUGCCGAGCACGCGCGUGGGCGAGGGUUCGCAGUGCGGCUGGCCGCCGCUGCACUUGGCGCUGCUGCGUGGCGAGUCGCACUUGCCGGCGCUGCAGCUGCUGCCCGCCGUGGUGCAGCUGCUGCUCGCUUCGCGCUGCGACGUCGUUAGCGGCCCUCCGCGCGUGCGGCACUGGUCGUCCGACGCGGCCGCCGGCCGCAUCUGCCGCAAGCUGCUCGACUGCCGCGCCGAUCCGUGCGCGCGUGCGCGUGACGGCUCGAUGCCGCACGCCGCGGCCGCCGUUGCCCGCAACAGCGCGACGGCGGCCCUGCUGAUGGCGGCGGCGCAGCAGCGCGCCAAGGAGGCGCUGGUGGCGUCGCCUUGGUCACAGCGGCUCGACAGUGAUGCGGCGGUCUUCAGCGAGCCGCAGCCGUACCGCGGGCGCGCCACGCGCCGCGGGGGCGGCGGCAAGAACCGCGCCGCCAAGGAGGCGGCAGCGGCGGCGGCGGCCGAGGAGGCGGCGGCAGUGGCGGCGGUGGGGAGAGGCGAGUGCACGACCGGGUCGACGGCGACAGUGGCGACGUCGCCGCCGCUCUCGACCUCCACCUCGUCGGUCGGGUUCGGCUCGGCCUCUUCACUGCCCGCUAAGAGCGACGACGCCGUGCCGCCGCCAGCGGCGCUGGCAGGGCUGGAGCAGGUGGCCGGUCUCACGGCGCUGGUGGACCGGCUGCCCGAGGCGGCGCAGCAAAAGGCGCUGGCGUGGUGCUCGGAGAACGAGGUGCAUGAGGUGGGCCUCAUCGCCGCCGCCGGUAUCGCGGACGCUUUCGUCGCCGCGCUGGGCAUCAAGCCCACAGGCGUGCCCGCGCUGCUCUUGCGGCAGCGGCUGAAGAGAGACUAGGAACGAUCUGCGGCCGAUGAGGCUGGCGGCCAACCAGGGACAGGAGGUCUCGCAGUUGAGGCGCGCCGGCGUUGGGCGGCGCGCCGCCGGACGGAGAGCCGCCCCGGCUCAGUCUGCCGAGUGCCGUGUUCCGCGAUAUAGGUCGUAUUGUGAAGUGAGUCA
Molecule: messenger RNA, 3040 nt
Organism: Emiliania huxleyi CCMP1516
Lineage: Eukaryota; Haptophyta; Isochrysidales; Noelaerhabdaceae
Exons: 13
Coding region: 5-2878 (957 amino acids)
Biological process (GO): phosphorelay signal transduction system; cytokinin-activated signaling pathway
Source: RefSeq, a predicted model, not a curated record